AUGGCCAUGCAAUAUCUCAACCAAAUAAAAAACCUACGGCGUUCGUCGCAAAUGAUUAGCGCGCCCAAGCCUGUCUUGACAGCAGAAGAUGAAGCCUACCUACGGGAAGUCACAGGCAAACCAGAACCUGCAGAGCAGAAUGAGCAAAACCAACAUGGAAGUCCUGUUGGGGCAUCUCUACAACCUACAAUAAGCGAACAAGCUGAAAACAUCCCUCUACCUACCUCGCCUGGGGAGGAGUUGGGGAAGGAGCUUGGUGAAGAGGGUAGGCAAGAACGGAGGAGCUCUCAGCCAACAUUGGGAAGGUCAGAGACAUCAAAAUCUGAAGUCCCGAAGCCAUCGCAGAAGAAGAAACGGUGGAGUGCGAUGUUUUGGAAGAAAAACACGGAGAAGGACAAAGAGGUCCACGACGCAAACAAAUCGGAAAUCGACACCGCGACUCCUAUCACAUCGGAUACGUCAACCGACGGGAAAGACGCAGAUAAAGAUAAAGAUGCCGAAGAUAUGACGGAUAUUCUAGAGCGAUUGAACCUGGCAGCGGAUAACAACCGUGUAUUUUCGGUCAGCGAAGAGACACAAGAGCUUUUACGGAAGUUCAAGCUCAUUUUCAAAGAUCUAAUCAACGGUGUCCCAACUGCCUAUCAUGACCUGGAGAUGCUGCUCACCAAUGGGAAUCGCCAGCUACAAGAAACAUAUACGAAGCUACCUAGUCCUAUGCAAAAGUUGAUCGAGAAGCUUCCCGAGCGUUGGACCGAGACUUUGGCUCCGGAGAUGCUGGCGGUUGCUGCCGACCGUGCAGGCAAGAGCGGUGUCAACAUGGAGAAUGUGGGCAAGGCAGCUGCAGCUGCAGAGAAGAUGGGAGUCAAUAUGCCAAGUCUCAAGGAGCUUGUGUCGAAGCCAGCUGCUCUGGUAGGAAUGCUGCGAUCUAUCAUGGCCUUCCUACGAGCUCGAUUCCCGGCUGUUAUGGGUAUGAAUGUGCUCUGGUCUCUGGCAUUGUUUAUUCUUCUCUUUGUGCUGUGGUACUGCCACAAGCGCGGACGCGAAGUGCGUUUGGAGAAUGAGCGUCUUGUCACGGAAGAAGAGAUCGCCAAGCUCAAUGAAAAUACCUCCGAGGGUCUUAUUCGCCCUACUGAGACUUUGACGACUACUGCACCACCAGGUGCUUCGUCCGAUGAAAUACGUGAAGGCGUAAGAAAGGUAGAAGAGGCCCGCGCGGCUCCAGUUGCACUUGCCCCCACCGAAGUGGAGAACGAAAGCCACCAAAGUACCCGGCCAGCGGCAGUUCCUGCUCGGUCGAAAUCUCGUUUGUCCAUGUUUGGUCGAGCCAAGACAGAGCCUGUGCCUCAUACUGUUGCUCCUUAUCCUGGCACUUAA
Penicillium coprophilum is the source of this 1374-nucleotide messenger RNA. RefSeq lists its product as uncharacterized. The transcript has 3 exons. Bases 1 to 1374 code for a protein of 457 amino acids. Lineage: Eukaryota; Fungi; Ascomycota; Eurotiomycetes; Eurotiales; Aspergillaceae. The record is from RefSeq and is a predicted model, not a curated record.